Cuscuta europaea is the source of this 2395-nucleotide messenger RNA. Lineage: Eukaryota; Viridiplantae; Streptophyta; Magnoliopsida; Solanales; Convolvulaceae. The record is from the annotation of a GenBank genome assembly.
GCCAUUUUGAUAAAAAUUCCUAUUUCCUCAUUCCUCGCUCCUGCAAGCACCUCCACACUGGAAGAGAAACUCAUCGAUCAUCAAUGGGAACGUCAGUGCAGGUGAAGCCAUUGUGUGGAGUGUACAAUGAAAACCCUCUCUCGUAUCUUGUCUCCGUUGAUGGCUUUAACUUCCUUAUUGAUUGUGGUUGGAACGACCACUUCGAUACCUCCCUUCUUCAACCCCUGUCCAGAGUAGCAUCAACAGUGGAUGCCGUGCUGCUCUCAUAUCCAGACACGCUCCACCUUGGUGCCCUACCAUAUGCCAUGAAACAGUUUGGAUUAGCCGCGCCUGUUUAUGCCACUGAACCUGUUUAUAGAUUAGGAUUUCUAACUAUGUAUGACCAAUAUCUAUCGAGGAAGCAAUCAUCAGAUUUUGGUUUGUUUACUCUGGAUGAUGUCGACCAUGCAUUCCAAAAUGUCACCCGGUUAACGUACUCUCAAAACUAUCAUAUGUCAGGGAAAGGUGAAGGAAUUGUCAUUGCUCCACAUGUAGCUGGUCAUCUCCUAGGUGGUACUGUCUGGAAGAUAACAAAAGAUGGGGAAGAUGUUAUAUAUGCUGUGGACUUCAAUCAUCGCAAAGAAAGACAUUUAAAUGGAACCAUUUUAGAAUCUUUUGUUCGGCCUGCUGUUCUAAUCACUGAUGCAUAUAAUGCUUUGAGCAAUCAGCCAUCAAGACGCCAGAGGGAUCAAGAAUUUCUUGACAUCAUUGAGAAAACUCUAAAUGCUGGUGGAAAAGUAUUACUACCGGUAGAUACUGCUGGUAGAGUAUUGGAGCUUCUUUUGUUGCUAGAACAGCACUGGAAUCACAAGGGCUUGAGCUAUUCUGUGUUUUUUCUCACAUAUGUUGCAUCAAGUACAAUUGACUUUGUUAAGAGCUUCCUUGAGUGGAUGAGUGAUUCAAUAGCCAAGUCUUUUGAGGACACACGAGAUAAUGCUUUUCUUUUGAAGCAUAUCACACUUUUGAUAAACAGUAGUGAGCUUGAGAAGUUACCAGAAGGUCCUAAGGUUGUUCUGGCAUCCAUGGCUAGCCUAGAAGCUGGAUUUUCUCAUGACAUAUUUGCUGAAUGGGCCACUGAUACAAGGAAUCUUGUUUUGUUCACUGAAAGAGGACAGUUUGGAACACUUGCACGCAUGCUACAAUCUGAUCCGCCUCCUAAAGCGGUUAAAGUUAUCAUGUCCAAGAGAAUACCUUUGGUUGGAGAGGAGCUAGCUGCUUAUGAGGCAGAACAAACUAGGAUAAAGGAGGAAGCUCUAAAAGCCAGUAUGAUUAAGGAUGAAAAAUCAAAAGCAUCUCUUGGGGCUGACCUUACCACGAGUGACCCCAUGGUCAUUGACUCAUCUAUUGUCACACAUAUGCCUUCAAACACUACCAGUAGACAUGUUGGUGCUUUUAAGGAUGUAUUUAUUGAUGGGUUUGCUCCCCCUUCUUCUAGUGUCGCACCAAUAUUCCCCUGCUAUGAUAACUCAUCAGAUUGGGAUGAUUUUGGCGAAGUCAUCAAUCCUGAUGAUUAUGUGAGCAAGGAUGAACAUAUGGAGCCAUCAUUGGUUGAUGGAAAUCUUCUAGGAAAAUUGGAUGAAGGAUCUGCUAGCCUGAUAUUUGAUACUACUCCAUCAAAAGUUGAAUCAUCUGAGCUAACAGUCCCAGUGAAAUGUUCCUUGGUUUACAUGGAUUUUGAAGGCAGAUCCGAUGGUCGUUCAAUCAAAUCAAUUCUCGCCCAUGUCGCUCCGUUAAAGCUUGUUUUGGUACAUGGUACAGCCGAAGCAACGGAGCAUCUGAAACAACAUUGUCUCAAGCAUGUGUGCACACAUGUCUAUGCCCCCCAAAUUGAAGAAACAAUUGAUGUCACUUCAGAUUUGUGCGCAUAUAAGGUCCAACUUUCAGAGAAGUUAAUGAGCAAUGUGCUUUUUAAGAAGCUUGGAGACUACGAAAUAGCAUGGGUUGAUGCUGAAGUGGGGAAGACGGAGACUGGCGUGUUGUCUUUACUCCCCCUAUCGCAUCCUGCUCCACCACAUAAAACAGUACUUGUUGGAGACCUGAAAUUGUCAGAUUUCAAGCAGUUUCUUGCGAACAAGGGUAUACAGGUAGAAUUUGCAGGUGGAGCCUUAAGGUGUGGGGAGUACGUAACCCUGCGAAAAAUAGGAGAUGCAAGCCAAAGGGGUGCUGCUGCUGCUGCUACUCAACAGAUCGUUCUUGAGGGUCCACUCUCUGAAGAAUAUUAUACAAUUCGGGAGUGUUUAUAUUCACAAUUUUAUUCCCUUUAAUCUGAGGAAUUAGCUCCUGCUGCUGCUGACUGUGAAGUGUACCGCUUCUAAGCAUUGUUGUAUUCACCGUUUUUUAUUUAUGACAAUCCGAU